This is a messenger RNA of Daldinia caldariorum, 2196 nucleotides long. RefSeq lists its product as uncharacterized. Gene Ontology annotation, molecular function: DNA-binding transcription factor activity, RNA polymerase II-specific; transcription cis-regulatory region binding; zinc ion binding. The transcript is spliced from 3 exons. Bases 1 to 2196 code for a protein of 731 amino acids. Gene Ontology annotation, cellular component: nucleus. NCBI's taxonomy places the organism in Eukaryota, Fungi, Ascomycota, Sordariomycetes, Xylariales, Hypoxylaceae. Gene Ontology annotation, biological process: positive regulation of transcription by RNA polymerase II. The record is from RefSeq and is a predicted model, not a curated record.
AUGACAUCCUCGGAUGUAAUCCCCGUUAAGAGCAGGAGAGUCAGAACGGGUUGUUUAACAUGUAGAGAAAGGCAUCUUAAAUGCGACGAAGGUACGCCAGACUGCCUAAAUUGCCGGAAAAGCAAUAGAGAGUGUAAACGAGGUGUGCGGCUCAACUUCAUCGACAUGACUUGCAAAGAACCACCGUGUAUCCCUGCAACAGAAGAAUGGGCAGUUCACUUCCAAGACGAAUCCCGCCUGAUCGCAUCGGAAUACAAAGGAGGGCUAGGAAGAUACGCAAGCCUUGAUAGCCGCCCUCCCUCCCUGCCGCGAGAAUCCAACUUUAGUACCAGAUCUCAGAUUCAGUCGGGAGCUGUUGAAAGCCUAGAAACUCAAGUUAAAUUAGAGAGCAGAUCCACGACUGUAGCAUCCCCACCACAUAAUUAUUAUAGUGACCGCAGUCAGACAAAUAUGGAUCUUGUCGCUGGGAAUCAUCCACAUUCGCGGAAUAGUAGCGAAACUUCUUUUAUGGGACCUCCGGGACUCGGGCGCUCAACCGGGUAUAACAACACGACAUCAGAUCCUUUUGGCUCUGCCAAAAUCGAAAACAACCGGGCUGUGUCACAUAACGGAUAUCGAAGCGAUGAUGUGUCAACAGCGGCCUCCGUGGCAGGAUACACUGGCGUUGGGCCACCAUCGACUUUUAGGGGAGGCUCGGGGGAUAGCAACGUGGAACCGGAUGCUGAUGUGGGCGUUUUGACACCUUCAAGCGAAAAGUCGGGGGAACGGGAAUAUCUCAAUUCGCCAGAAGAGUUAAGGUUUAUGCAGGUAUUCGUCUCGGAAGUAGGCAUCUGGAUGGACAGCCUCGACAAGGAAAAGCAUUUCUCGCGCCAAAUCCCCUAUCAUGCGCUCAAGUGCCCGAUGCUCCUAAACGCGCUUCUCGCAUGCGGGGUGAAGCAUCUAACGCUCACGCAGCAAUAUAGCGACGACAAGGCGCUCUUCUAUUACGACACAGCGACGACCCAGCUCCUGCGCAGUUUACAGAAUCCCGAGCGUGACACUGCCGAAUGCGCAACCACCGCUGUAGUGCUCAACGUAUACGAAAUCAUGAGUGAUAAGCCGACCAAGAGGAUGAGCCACAUAGCAGGUGCGCGAGCUCUUAUUCGAGAGUGCGGAUGGAAUGCCAAGAGUAAGGGCCUAGGCGCAGCGUGUUUCUGGUUGAAUGUGGGCAUGGAGCUUCUCUCGUGCUUGGCCUUUAACUGGCAGACGGCAUGGGAACCAGAGAAAUGGGGACUCGAUAUGGAUUUCAACACGGAGAAGGAUACUGGGAACGAAGAGGUUUGGGUACAUCGAAUCUUCUAUAUCGUAGCGAAGAUCGCCAAUUUUCGUGCCAGCAUUCCCAAAUUCCAAGAGCCGAGCCCUCACGACGAACAGGUCCGGCUUCAAACUAGGUACGCUGAGUGGCAGCGCCUUAAGAAUAUGUGCGACGAUUGGAACAACUCGUGUCCUCGUCCUAUGCACCCAUUCGGUUACCUAUAUCCUUCUCAGCAAACGGGGACAGAUAAUUCGCUAUUCCCAAAUGUCUGGCUCAUCAAACGUGCCGCCAUCGUUGGUAGGCUUUAUUAUCAUACGGCGCAAUGUUUGCUUGCGCAGAUAAAUCCCAUCCUUCCCAAAAACUCCGAGGAAGCGCGCGGGGUUCAGCAACACCAUGCUCAUCAAGUCUGUGGUAUUGUAGCGCACACCAAGGACCGCGGCGUUGCCAGUGUCUCGAUUCGGUCCCUAGCCAUCGUCGCAGAAAUCCUGACCGACCUUGCUGAGCAGCAGGAAGUGGUAUCAAUCUUGGAGAAAAUCGACCACGAGACCGGUUGGAAGCUUGCGGGUGUCAUUCAGGGCCUUAAAAAGUCUUGGGGCUGGGAAAAGAUGGGGCAGAACGGACUCGCAGCGCAAUUCUUGCCUCGAGCUGGCGGUGGUAGUAAGAUGACAAUGGGCCUGGAAGGGCACUAUCGGCGGAUGGAGUCCAUUCAUGCCAACCUAGCCACAAAUACUACACCGUCACAGCAUCAAAUGAUGCCUACCGUUGCGCAAUCUGGAUCUCAGCAGCUGGCGGCGCCGCGGCCGAUGCAUGUCAACCCAUUGAGCUUUGCCGACUUCAGUCUCCCAAACCAUCCUUACCAGAAUUGGUACGAACCACCCAGUCGGUCUAAUGCUUACAGUUGA